Messenger RNA from Photinus pyralis (common eastern firefly), 2771 nucleotides. RefSeq lists its product as uncharacterized. NCBI's taxonomy places the organism in Eukaryota, Metazoa, Arthropoda, Insecta, Coleoptera, Lampyridae. Bases 61 to 2718 code for a protein of 885 amino acids. The transcript is spliced from 4 exons. The record is from RefSeq and is a predicted model, not a curated record.
CGCAAUUAAAUGUGAUCAGGUGUCAGUUGGUGUUGUCAUUCUUUCAAAAUUUUAGGUCAGAUGGUUUUUCGAUUCCUGUGCCAAAUUGCUCGUAAUGCAAAAUUCAUUAUAUUCCGGCAUGGCAUCCGAGGUUAUUCACGGCGUCUACGACCCCGUACCGUGUUGUCUAAAAAAAGUACUCGACAGCGAUACGGUGUCCAAAGAAACUGGACACCGGCAUUGACAUUUCAAAAUUUAUCAAAGAGAUUUUCUGCAAAGAAGCAUUGCACUCACGAGAACUGUGGCUUGUUCCUCGGCCUUCCAAGCGCAUUAAUUAGUUCAAGAUAUUGCCACACGCCUUGCGAAGAUUACAAAUACCCCUUUGGUAAGCAAGCGAUUCCUGCGAAUGUUCCUCUAAACCCACUCAAGCAAAAAUAUGUGCCAAAAGAUCCCCCAAAAGAGUGUCCAAAGGAAGAAGAGCCUACGAUAAGGGCAGACGAUUCAUGCAGAACGUCGACUAAACCCUUACCAUCGUUAACUCGCCAAUUAUACACUCCGUGCAACGAACCACUACCAGAAUCUCCACCCCUUGAACGUCUAAAACCGCGCGAAUUACACGAGGUUCGUCACGUAUGCAACCCACUCCCUCCUAUCGAAUGUCCUCCACGAGCUGAUGAUAACCUCAAGCUCCACAAGCAAAAAUUACCAAAACUAGAAACAUCCUUCCUUCCAAAGAUUCACGCGUGUAAUUACGUCGCAGAGCCUUUAAAGCGUUUACCAAAAGUAGACAUACCAGAACCUCCAAAGCUUUGCACGGAAUCCACGAUGCAAUGUCAUACUCCACGCGCAGAUUAUAAUAUACGCGUGGGAAAAAGGCGCCUGCCAAUGAUAAAGUUCGACUUCGUACCCGAAACUAAAGCAGUUCCUCCCCCAUGUCCCAAAUUAAAGCGAUUGCCAAACCUCGAAUCUUGCGACCAACCCAAAAAGCCGGCCGUUGCACCACCGGAGCCUUGUCCCACUCGCUGCGACGAUGUGAGCAAAACGGAUCCCCCGAAACCAUUGGCGACCCUAAUACUUAAAGAAAACAAUAAUUUCGUCAGCACACGCGAAUAUAACAAAAAGAAGGAACCGCCUACUUUUAAUUUUACCAUUAAACGCAAAUUUAGCCUUAUGGCAAUUAUUACAAGCCCAUGGACGGUAUCGUUCCUUACCGUAAAUGCGCUUGCUUUAAAUUAUUAUAGUAAAAUGAACGAUGAAAAACUGGCACUCGUAGAAGAUUGCGAAACUUUCAUUCAUGAAAAGGUUCAAGAUGGUGAUUCACAACCUUCCAUUUGCCAAACUACACGAAGUAAAAGCCUCCCCUACCUUGUUCUAAAUAAAGAAAUGCACACACUUGCACCAAACCAGCGAUUUUCCACCGUUCACCGAAAAUUCGCGUCGUCAAACUCCCAAAAACUUGACAAAAAGUGCAACAAACGGUGCGUAAAAAUUAAAAUUCCGGGUAUAGCAGCGAGACAGCGGGAAACAUGCCAAAAGGAGUACGUAGAAAAGCCGGGUAAAAAGACAAAGUGUCCUUACCCUUCAUUUUCGGAGUCGGUCAAAGAUUUGGAGUACUCCGUUUGCGAGUGCCCGGAACUUCCCAAACUUUUGCAGCCGAAGAACGAAAUGAUACCUAACAGUAAAUUGCUGGAACCUGUCAGUCCGGAGUGGUCGCCCAUAGAUGUAGAUGUGGAGGCGAAAUGCGUUAAAGAGAAGCUCCAAAUUGAGCCGGGAGAGACAAGGACUUGUGAAAACUUCCACUGUCCUCCCACGCGAAUCGACGUCAACUACUCCAAAUCACAAACUACCGAGAAGUGUGUACCGAAAAAAUUUGAGGAAAGGCGAAAGAUUGCGACGGAACCUUGCCCUAAACCCAAACCUUCUAACCCUUGGAAGAAGUGCUACGCGUCCUGGGCGGCAACUGAACGUGCUAGAUGCAUGAGCACACAGUCCACAGUCGAAAACACAGCCUCAUUCUGGCAGUCACUGUGCGGUUUGUUUAAAACAAGCGAAGGAAAACCGGAGGACGCACUUACUCGAAGUAAGGUCCCGCCGCCUUCAUUUAAAUGUAGAAAAUGCGGAAAGUAUGAUGAUAAGCCAAAGUCCAGGAAGGUCGCUAAAAAGGUGCAAAAGACGAAGGCGGCUAGUGCAACCACCAGUAAAGAACUAGAGGAGAUGUUAAAAAUGGGAAUCGAAAAUCCAUACACUAACAUUGAUUGCGAGAGUCUGAUAUCUCUUCCGAUAGCGUCUCGCGCAGAACUUGCGUUGGAAAAGGCAACCUCCGCCCCUUUACACACUGUAGCGCUCCAGAGAGCCCCAUUUCCGAGCUUCUCGGAGAGCAAUCCGGAGUUCAAGAAAAUUACCCUAACCGAACGGGAGGUGGCGAAACGGCACGCUAAACUUGCGAAACAGCACCUGCUGUCCACCGGCCAUUUCAACAUUUGCAAAUGUGCCAAAUGUGAAAGAUCGUUUAGCACCCUGCGAGGGGCGCUCGAACAAUUUUCCGACGGCAACAGAAUUAGGUACGAAGAUUUGCCUCUCGAUUUAUUUUCGCCCAGCGUCGGUGCCGAUGAAGAGGAGGAAGUUCGGGUUACUGAGUCUUUUAGGAGCCAACUGUACGCAAAGGAGGGCGGUUAUCAAGUCGACGAGUUUAAUGAACUGCGAGAGAUCUUCAAUGCCAUUGAAGGACGCGACGAGUAAAUUUUGUUAAUUGCAUUUAUUGUACGCAUUCAUUAAAACAGUACGUCACGGGA